UUCUUCGGCAGUACGGCCAGUCGAUAUCCGUCUCUGUACUCGAAAUCAUCAGUAUUUUUUUUUCAGAUCCGUUCAGUACCUGACAUCGAGUUUCCAUAUCCGAUAUCUGUUAGGCCGGCAAUGGUGAUUCGGUGAUCAAAUCUCGAGUGCGCGUUCCCAAUUUUUUUCGCGAGUGUUUCGCUUGAUUAUUUUUUUUUUUGGUAGGCCAUCAUGAGGAUUAUUCUUAUUGCGGUAAUAAUCGGCUGCAUAUCAUCUGUAACCCAAGCAGCGGACGAGCAUCGACCCAAGAAGAAGGAAAAGCGCAAUUUGGAGCACACCCUGUCGCACCACUACUCGGCGCCGCACAGCUACAGGCUGGAGAGGAGGAUCUCGACGGGCCCCCAGAACCCGCCCCUCCAACCUCCGCCACUGUACUAUCCCGGCCCUCCCCGUCCGUAUCGCAAAGAUAAUGGCCAGAACUCGCUAACGGAGAACAGUUAUCCACUGGAUAGAGGAGGAAGCGGAGAUACUAUCUACAUACCGCACAAGCCGUUCGUAAAGAUCGUAGAGAAACCGGUGUAUAUCAAGGAACCCGAGCCUAUCAUCGAGAUCAUUAUCAAAGAAUCCAACGUGACGUUGCCUCCACCACCGACAGAACCUCCCUUACCCCCACCGAAAAAGAAGAAAGAAGAGGUACAGGUCUUUUACGUGAAAUACCGUAAGAAUCCUAAUGGUUACGGGAAGGAUGCUGUGAUUUACGAUAAACCUGUACCAGCUAUAUCACCGGCUAUUCCCGAAGAGCCCGAACCAGAACAAGAAUGGAAAGAGCCAUCUCCAGGAUAUGAUUCGUAUGCCAACGAAGUUACUGAACCUCCUCGUCCCAGCACCACUCUAAGAACGAUUAUCAAACCCGAUUCGGAAGUGUAUCACAGUCCUGGAAAUAACGUUAAAGUUACUUUUGGAAAGGAAGGGUUUGAUUACAGUAAAAGGGCCAGUAAACCGGAAGAUUAUCCUGGCAUUCCGGGGGUCCCAGAAGGUCGCCAGCUAUCUUCUUUCUCUAACGUGUACUUCAAGAGACCAGGCUCGAAUUAUCACGGUAGCGCCAGCGAAUAUCGGCCAGAGUUUAGAGCACCUCAACCUUAUCGACCAUUUAACAGUUUUCCACAGUCUUCUAACCAAUAUAAUAGUCGAUCGCCUAACAGAGAUUUUAACAGUAGACCACCGCCGCCAUUCUUUCCGCCAACUAAACACUCAUCUAACACGCAACCUCAAUCUUUCCCCAAUUUUUCACACUCGAUUUCUCAUCCUCCUCCACCGCAAUACCAGUCGCAGCAUAAAUAUUCACAGCCAAACCAGCAUUCUGCCCCACCAUCGCACUUCCAUUCUCAACCUCAAUUUGGGGAUGUUCUUCCUCCUGGUCAACGCAAACCAGUUCCUUAUACCCCCUUCGAUAAUGUAAGACCAUCGCAGCCAGUCUUUUCACAACCAUUACCCUCAUCUGAACCGACACAUCAAACAUUCAAUUCACCACCUCACCAACCAUCAUUACCUCAGACUAAACAGCACAUCCAGUUUAGACCUGAAACGCACAUCACUAAUCAAAAACGACCAUCUUCACGUCCAUCGCCUAGUUUUGCCGAAGUGAAUAAUCAAUUCAAAGUAGUUGAAGAACCAAAAGUGCAACAGAUACAGCAGCAAUUUAAUCAGUAUCAACAGAACCAUGAACUGAACGAACAAGUUCGCUACCAACAACAAAAUAACAAUAUAAGGACCGGUGAAAAAGUUAUCCCGCCUGGAGGUGAGCUUGUUCAAUCUCUACCUAAAUUUGAACAACAUUUAAUAGUUGAUCCACAAACGGGAAAGCUAACUCCAACGCAAACCCCUCACCAGCAAACAUUUUCCGUUCAGAACCAACGACAUGCUCAGGAUGCACCUCAAUUGGUUAAACAAGCUAAAUCGCAAAAUUUCCAGAAUGUUCCACAACAGUAUAUAACCCACGCUGCACCGCAAAAUGUUUUUAUCAAUCAGCACCAAAAUUCGUAUUCUCAAAGUACCCCCAGGUCAUACACGCCCACAAGUAGUCCACCUACAACGACAACUACAACUACCCAAGUACCUGAAACUCCAUCGACUACAACUAAGGAUCCUAAAAUUCUCCAAGCACAGUUACCAGACGAAGUUCCCGAUGAUCUCAGAGAACAGCUUCUCUCUUCGGGAAUCUUGAACAAUGCCGACAUCUCCAUUUUAGAUUACGAUAAAGUAGGAGAUAUCCCUCUAUCUGCCCUUCCGCCGGACCAACUUGCCAACUUCUAUGGCGCUGGUGGAGCUCAGCAGCUAGCAGCUGCCGGUAGCGAGCCUUUACCACAAGUGGCAGCGUUGGCAGCUCCAAAGUCUGUAUCGUACAAAGAUCAGGAAAUGGAAGCUGAAGAAUCGGAAGUGAGUGAAGUACGAGCAGAACCGGACCAGCAAACUGAAUUAAAAGUCGUUAAAUACGACCCUGAAAGCGAAAAAGGAAAAGAAGUACAGGAAAAAUACAUUAAAGAAAAUUCCCAGCAAGUCGAUCCUGUAGUUCUAAAUGACAGUAGUUAUAAUAGGUACCUUCCACUGAAAGUCAACGGCACGCAGUUUCCUAUUCCAGACGUUGCAGAACUAAAAGGAAAACGAAUAUCCAGCGUGGUGGUUCUGGCACCUAUCAGUUACGACUUUAAUUCCAACAGAAAAUCGCGCAGCGUUAAUAGCAAUAACGACAUCGAGCUGAUACAAAGCGAACCUUUAAAGAAGCUUUUGGACGAUCCGACGUCUGAAAAUUACAAACUAUUCUUGGAAAGCGAAAAAAAGACUGUUCCCGCUAAACAAUCGAUAAUAUUACUUGUAACUGGACCAAACGGACCAACCACUGAAAAAGAAAUAUUUAUGUACGACAUUGCAACGAAGACGGUGAGCAAACUUAGUGGCGAACUUUCUUCAGCGUUUGUAGAGGCGGCCGAGGCCAACUCAGACGACGAAACACACUCAGAUGCAGCUUCUGAGCAAAUCUCUUCAGAUUCGUCCAGUUCUCCAAAAAAUUAGAUUCCAACUAUUGAAAUGUUGUUAGAACAGGUAUUCAAA
Sitophilus oryzae (rice weevil) is the source of this 3087-nucleotide messenger RNA. RefSeq lists its product as uncharacterized. The coding region runs from base 211 to 3048 and encodes 945 amino acids. Lineage: Eukaryota; Metazoa; Arthropoda; Insecta; Coleoptera; Curculionidae. The record is from RefSeq and is a predicted model, not a curated record. The transcript is spliced from 8 exons.